AUGCGGACAGCCGUGGCAACAGAGCAUUCGCACGGCCUGGCUGACGUGUCAAAGCGCUGCGCCCUGCCCUCCCAAAUCCUUGAAGAGUGGUCUUCCAACACGACAGAGUACAACAUCUUCAACGAUGUCAUCCACAAUCGCGCAGUGCAGGUCUUCUUCUGCACUGUGUACAUUGGUAUCUUCGUGCUGGGCCUCUUCGGUAACGUGCUGGUGUGCUAUGUGGUGGGCCGCAACCGUGCCAUGCAGACGGUGACCAACCUUUUCAUCAGCAAUCUCGCCCUCUCCGACAUUCUGUUGUGCAUGCUGUGCGUGCCCUUCACGCCACUCUACACCUUUCUCGGCACCUGGGUAUUCGGCGGCACCUUGUGCCACGUCGUGGCCUUCGCCCAGGGGACCAGCGUCUACAUUUCGACGCUGACCCUCACAUCGAUCGCCGUGGACCGCUUCUUCGUCAUCGUGUACCCGUUCAAGCCGCGGAUGAGGCUAUCGACAUGUGUGGCCAUCAUCUGCAGCAUAUGGCUGUUCUCGCUGGUGGUGACGCUGCCCUACGGCGUCUACACGGUGCUACGCUCGGACCGGCGCGCCUACUACUGCGAGGAGCACUGGCCGUCGGAGCGCGUGCGCCAGGCGUACGGCGGGCUCACGGCCAGCCUGCAGUUCGUGCUGCCCUUCUUCGUGGUGACCUUUUGCUACGUGAACGUGUCGCUCAAGCUGAGGGACCGCGCGAGAGCCAAGCCCGGCAGCAAGAACUCGCGACGAGAAGAGGCCGACCGCGAUCGCAAGCGGCGCACCAAUCGCAUGCUCAUCGCCAUGGUGACCAUCUUCGGCAUCUCUUGGAUGCCGCUGACGAUCGUGAAUCUGACGAACGACGUGUACAUGUCGACUGGCCGCUGGGAGUACUUCAAUCUUUGCUUCUUCUUGGUGCACGCUAUCGCCAUGAGCUCCACUUGCUACAACCCGUUCCUGUACGCAUGGCUCAAUGAGAACUUCCGGAAGGAGUUCAAGCAGGUGCUGCCCUGCUUCGAGCAGUCGGCGAUGGCUGCCGCGCAACACGACCGUAGCAACCGGUGCGGGGACGUUGGAGGCGGCUGGAAGGAGCAGCGUGCGUGCAACGGGCACGACGCUCUUGAGACGCUGCUGACGAAGACGACGCCGCACUGCCGCCUCGAUUCGAUGCGGCCUCGGUCGGCGGGGCCCGUCCUCGAAGAAUUCACGGAUCCUGUCUCCACUGGUGCUGAGGCAGCCUCGUACAACGCUGGUGUUAAUGAAGUGCACCUCUAUCUUGGCUGCACUCAUAAGGAGGACGAUGUUCUCUGCAGCCCUGUCUUCGACUCGCUGUAG
Schistocerca americana (American grasshopper) is the source of this 1341-nucleotide messenger RNA. Its product is annotated as prolactin-releasing peptide receptor-like. The transcript has 4 exons. NCBI's taxonomy places the organism in Eukaryota, Metazoa, Arthropoda, Insecta, Orthoptera, Acrididae. Gene Ontology annotation, cellular component: plasma membrane; neuron projection. Gene Ontology annotation, molecular function: neuropeptide Y receptor activity; neuropeptide binding. The record is from RefSeq and is a predicted model, not a curated record. The coding region runs from base 1 to 1341 and encodes 446 amino acids. Gene Ontology annotation, biological process: G protein-coupled receptor signaling pathway.